Heterobilharzia americana is the source of this 825-nucleotide messenger RNA. The record is from the annotation of a GenBank genome assembly. NCBI's taxonomy places the organism in Eukaryota, Metazoa, Platyhelminthes, Trematoda, Strigeidida, Schistosomatidae.
AUGGCAUUUCCUUUGUUCAAGUAUUUGUCAAGAGCUGGUGUUGGUUUGAUAGCGGCAGGCAGUAUCAUGCCUCUUGUUCUCUACAAUGUUGAUGGUGGUCAUCGUGCAGUCAUUUUCGAUCGUUUCAAGGGUGUUAGAAGUGAUGUGAGGGGAGAGGGUACUCAUUUUAUCAUACCAUGGGUUCAGAAGCCGAUUGUUUUUGAUAUCCGAUCAAGACCAAGAAAUGUCCCUGUGGUGACCGGUUCGAAAGAUUUACAAACGGUUAACAUAACAUUGCGCAUAUUAUUCCGUCCUGAACCAUCUCUUUUACCCAAAAUUUACCAAAACCUUGGCUUCGAUUAUGAGGAACGUGUACUUCCAUCCAUUACCACUGAGGUUCUGAAAGCUGUUGUUGCAGAGUUUGAUGCAAGUGAAUUAAUAACUCAACGGGAAUUGGUCAGCCAGAGGGUAAAUGAAGACCUUACGGAACGAGCUUCAUCUUUCGGCAUAUUGUUGGAUGAUAUUGCUCUGACUCAAAUCUCUUUCGGCCGCGAAUUUUCUGAGGCGGUGGAAGCUAAACAGGUGGCUCAACAGGAAGCGGAGCGUGCACGAUAUUUGGUGGAAAAGGCUGAACAACAUAAACUAGCUGCUAUUAUAUCGGCGGAGGGGGAUUCAGAGGCUGCAACACUGCUUGCCAAAUCAUUUGGAUCAUCGGGUGAAGGUCUUAUCGAACUCAGACGUAUUGAAGCUGCUGAAGAUAUUGCAUAUCAGCUUUCAAAGAACCGAAACAUUACUUAUAUUCCUGAUGGCCAGCAUUCACUACUGAACAUUCCCAUGGCUCAGUAA